Molecule: messenger RNA, 420 nt
Organism: Echinococcus granulosus
Lineage: Eukaryota; Metazoa; Platyhelminthes; Cestoda; Cyclophyllidea; Taeniidae
Exons: 3
Coding region: 1-420 (139 amino acids)
Source: RefSeq, a predicted model, not a curated record
AUGAGUGCGGCUGCGAGUCGAAACCCUGCGAUUGCCGACGUGGCGCAUCUGGAGUGUGUGGGACUCCUUGCCAAACCCGUGUUCUCUCGCAGUAACAUUCAGCGUUGGGAUGUGGUCACCGCUUUUAAUGCUGAAAUUGCUUGUCAAUUUGCCAAUUUUGCACUUGAUUUGAUUCAACUGGAUUUCAAGCCCGCCUCCGUCGACUUCAACAACAACCGCCUCCUCCGUCCCAUCAUCAUCUCCUUCCUCGGUGGCAUUGGUUAUGGCGAUGUCAUCUCUACUGCCCAAAGUGCCUUUAAGCGUCAGUACGCAGCCGUGACCUCCGCAUUGGUUGUUGAGGCCACAGUGGAGCAUGCAAAACUCAUAUCGCCCUUUCAAAUUUCAUUUGAUAACCGAAAGAUAUUAGUUGCAUCAAUUUGA